UUCCCGCCCCUCGCGGCCCCACUUACUCUGCGGCCGGCACCCACACCGCCGGAGCCGGCAAGCUGGUGACUGCCGCUGCUGCGCGUCCUCGUCUUCCCGCGUCACUGCUGCCGCCAUGCCUGGAGGUCUCCUUCUUGGGGACGAGGCUCCCAACUUCGAGGCCAAUACUACCAUCGGCCGUAUCCGUUUCCACGACUAUCUGGGAGACUCAUGGGGCAUUCUCUUCUCGCACCCUCGGGAUUUCACCCCCGUGUGUACCACGGAGCUCGGCAGAGCCGCAAAGCUGGCACCCGAAUUUGCCAAGAAGAACGUGAAAAUGAUUGCCCUCUCAGUGGAUAGUGUUGAAGACCAUCUUGCCUGGAGCAAGGAUAUCAAUGCUUACAAUGGUCAGGAGCCCACAGAAAAAUUACCUUUCCCCAUCAUUGAUGAUAAGAAUCGGGACCUUGCCAUCCUGUUAGGCAUGCUGGACCCAGCAGAGAAGGACGAAAAGGGCAUGCCUGUGACAGCUCGUGUGGUAUUUAUCUUUGGUCCUGAUAAGAAGCUGAAGCUGUCUAUCCUCUACCCAGCAACCACUGGCAGGAACUUUGAUGAGAUUCUCAGGGUAAUUACCUCUCUCCAGCUGACAGCGGAAAAGAGGGUUGCCACCCCCGUUGAUUGGAAGGUAAAGACCUUAAAAGGGCAGAUACCCAGCUCACCUUCAAGGCCUAAGGGGCCAGUCUCUAAAUGGCUAUCUUCUGGGUCUUUCUUACUUGGGGCUCUUUUUCUGGCACGCACACACACUGGCAGGACUUUUCCUUAUGGCUGAGUUUCAGAUUUACUAUGAGGCCAUUGUCAAGGUCUUCUUUGUAUUUUUAUAUGAAAUACAAACUCCCCGUAUUGCUUUCUAACUUCCAUAUCACUUGAUCAAAUUAAUUGGUCAGAAUGAUUCCUUUUCUUUUUUAAGUUUAGUUAUUUAUUUUGAGGAAGAGCACGAGCAAGGGAGAGGAGAGGCAGAGAGAGAGAGAGAAUCCCUUAGCAUGGAGCCUGGGGCGGCCCUCAAACUCACAAAGUGUGCGGUCAUGACCUGAGCUGAAACCGAGAAUCGGACACUUAACCAACUGAGCCACCCAGAAUGAUUUCUUAAUAAAAUAAAAUUUUUUUAAAAAACCUUUAACCCUUCCCAAAACGAGCAAAAUGUUGGCAAAAUAUUUAUAGCAAAACUUAGAUUGGCCACUUGAAUCAUGGCUAUAAAACUGUUUGGUGUAUGAAUGUCUGGAGCAUUUCACUUCUCUUAAGCUUCAAUUAGCCUUUCAAACCCCAUGUAGAAUUCUCAGACAGGGAUAAUAUCACAAGGGCAUCUUAACAUUGCUACCUUUUUAAAAUAUGCUCACCUGAAUACCAGGUUGUGUUGAUUUGUUUUUCCUGACAGGCAAAUCAUUUAAAGUCUAUCUGUCCAUUGAACAUGUGUUUAUUGAGCCCAGGCAGUGGGCUCUGGGCUACAGCAAUGGUGAACAAUAUAAAUAUUAAUGUAAAUAGGAGUCCCUGCCCUCAGAGAGCUUACAUGCCAGUGGGCGGAGACAAACAGUAUGCAAGUUUACCGUGUUUUAGGUGGCAAUAAGUGUGACUGAGAAAAAUCAAGCAGAGGUGGAGACAGUGGGAGCAUAGGGGUGGGAGAGUAGGUUUUAUAAUUGGCUGUCAAAGAAGGCCUUUCUCUGAAGGGAACUUUGGGAAGGACAUGAAGAAAGCAAGGGACCAAGUCGUGCUUGUUUAUGAGGGAGGAAAACCAGCGUGCCUGGAAGAGCAGGAGCAGGAGGUGGGGCAAGGAGGCACGAUUCAUUCACACCGGGCAGCGGUAAGGACUUAGAAUUUAAAUUUUAAAGUGUGGUGCCAAGACGUCACUGGGUUUAAAACAAGACCAUCUCUUGUUAAGAUGGGGACAUUGUUCUCUC
Panthera uncia (snow leopard) is the source of this 1928-nucleotide messenger RNA. It is a transcript of the gene PRDX6, whose product is annotated as peroxiredoxin 6. The record is from RefSeq and is a predicted model, not a curated record. The transcript has 4 exons. NCBI's taxonomy places the organism in Eukaryota, Metazoa, Chordata, Mammalia, Carnivora, Felidae. The coding region runs from base 116 to 805 and encodes 229 amino acids. Gene Ontology annotation, cellular component: mitochondrion; cytosol. Gene Ontology annotation, molecular function: peroxiredoxin activity. Gene Ontology annotation, biological process: cell redox homeostasis; cellular oxidant detoxification.